AUGGUAUUCGCCCAUCCUGCGGAGCCACAGCCUCAAGCUGUAUCUGCCAUAUUUAUCCAUGCUGGCGCGGGAUUCCACAGCUACCAGGCUGAAUCGACCCAUCUUUGGGUAUGCAAUCAGGCUGCAACUCUCGGGAUGGCCAUUUUGAGAACGGGCGGGCGCGCUGUAGAUGCUGUCGAAGUUGCUAUCAAAUUUUUGGAGGACCAUGAAGUUACAAAUGCGGGCUAUGGCAGCAAUCUCUCCGCAAAUGGAACGGUGGAGUGCGAUGCGACCAUCGUCGACCACCUUGGCCGGAGUGGUGCUGUUGGUGCCGUGGAACAUAUUAAAAACCCCAUUUCCCUCGCCCGGCUCGUCUUGGAUGUCUCGACAAGGCCAAUGACCCUUAACAGAGUACCGCCAAAUCUCCUGGUUGGCUCAGGGGCUACUGAUUUUGCAUAUGAAAAUGGUAUGCCAAUUCUUCAUGCCGACUUCUUGGUCUCGGGAGGAUCCCGUGAACGUUGGUUGCGGUGGAAGCGGGACCUGGCACAAGUAGAGGCAGAAGAAAGUCAAGAAGAGGUUACCCACAAAGAAACACAGUAUCAGCACCCUGGUCACACUUCAUCCACCAGAUCCCGCUUCUCAUCCCCAGGUCGGAAUUUAGCUUCUAAAUCCUGGUGGCGUUCAACAAUUCCUUUAAAUCCAGCAUCGGGUUCCGAUGGCCCUAGCGGCGUGAAAGUUUCAGACAACAGCAGUCGGCUUCCCACACAUAUGCCGGAUGCAAGCGUCCGUGAUUAUGAGGAGGAUAUUUAUUCAGAGUGUGUAAAGCUGAACUGUAACCCUCCAGAAGAUGAUACAAACCCCGCAGGCGAAGAUGAUGACUCGAAUCAACCUGUCGCUUCCGAAAGUCGAAAGCGAAAGAGGGAGUUGCCCCCAUUGGAGUCAGGCACAACACCGUCAACUGCUUUUGGAUAUGCGGGAAGAACUAUUCCGCCAGAGAUUGUUGGAGUGCAAGCUCCAAAUGAACCAGUUGACAGUUCCUCUCAACAACCAUACAUAAUAGGCACGAACGAUAACAUCAUCGACACAGUAGGUGCUAUAGCCGUUGACUGCUUUGGAAAUAUCGCAGCUGGUUCCUCUUCUGGUGGCAUUGGCAUGAAGCACAGUGGACGCACCGGUCCCGCAGCUCUAGUUGGCAUUGGUACUGCGGUCAUUCCGGUUGAUCCUAAUGAUGAAUCAGCUACGUGUGUUGCAGCGGUAACCAGCGGCACUGGUGAACAUAUGGCUACCACCAUGGCCUCAAGGGUGUGCGCGGAGCGGAUAUACUCUGGCACUCGAAAAGUGGCGGGAAAGCCGGGAAAUUUUGAGCAUGUGACCGAGGACGAAGCGCUGGAGGCUAUGAUUAAUGCGGACUUUAUGGGCCAUCCUGGUGUCAAAAGCAGUCAUUGCCAUGCUGCAAUUGGAGUCAUGACUGUCAAAGUUGAUAAGAACGGAAUUGCAUUUUACUUUGGACACAAUACAGAUUCCUUUGCUCUUGCUUCGAUGAAUUCAACGGAUUCUGAGCCGAAAUGCCUCAUGUCUCGGAGUAAGGGUAACAAUAAGGUGGCUCAGGGAGGCAGGGUUAUCCGCACAAAGAGGUAUUUGAAGUUUCCUAAGGAGCUUUUUGUCAUUUUCUCUCCCUUCUCGUGA
Messenger RNA from Paracoccidioides brasiliensis Pb18, 1665 nucleotides. RefSeq lists its product as uncharacterized. Gene Ontology annotation, biological process: protein maturation. Gene Ontology annotation, molecular function: threonine-type endopeptidase activity. The transcript has 5 exons. The coding region runs from base 1 to 1665 and encodes 554 amino acids. The record is from RefSeq and is a predicted model, not a curated record.